AUGGCACUCGAUGCAACCGAUGCUCGAUUCAUGGACGAGCUUUUCGCCGAUCUCGACGCUUCGCACUUUUCGAUGCCUCCAUCGCAGAGCCCGCCAAAAAAGAAGCAACCUUUUCCUCCGUCAUCAUCGCAGCAGCUCAGGGUAUCUCCGUGCCGCAAUGGUACCUCGUCUCGUCCGAAAGCAAAGCAUGCCAGGUCUCCACUCAAAGACUCAACCCUCUUCCAGUCACAGUCGAUAGCUGAGCUUGACCUCGAAGACUUUUUCCGAUCGCCAUCGGCGACACCAACGAGCACGGUCCGCCGUAUCGUCUCUGCUUCCGGUACAAAACGCCAAAAGAUCGAUUCAAUACAUUGCUCUUCCAUUCCGACUUCAACAUCGGCCAAACGUGCAGAAUCGAACACAAACAGCGCUGCAUCUUGGGCAAACAGCCAAGCACGCCAACGGUGCAGCUACGCACGGGCUCGUGUCUUGGCCGUAGUAGACAGCUCCUAUGAAGUGGCCAUCGACGGUGCAGGUUCUUCAAUGCGAACACGCCCAGAGAAGCUGUUGGUGCUGGAGACCGACACACGCAGCAGCAAUGCCAAUCAAACCUGUCCAUCAAAAGGCGACAACGGUAAAGACGCUCCCAAUCAACCGGCAGAGACAUUACUCGCUUCUCUGCGCGACGACUGGCUGCAAACUUUUGUAACCGUUAGCAGCAUUGUCCACCUUGUCGGUCGUUUCGAAGAGGAAACGAGCAAGGUCCCCGUCAAUUUGGACCAGCAACGUGAAUCAAACAGCAAGCCACCGCAGGGUUCUACGCCAAAGCUGGAGACGGGGAUAGCACGGCCCGUGGAUCAACAUGCUCAGCCACUCGCAGAUCUCGAUGAAGAGGACGACGAUCUAUGGGAUGACCUCGCAUCCAUGCCAUCGCUUUCUCAAUGCGCCACGCAAGAGUUGCUCGCCUCGGACGAUGCGCCUAGAGCUAGGAUUAUGGUCUUUGCCUCGCGUUCUGCUGCCGUCAAAAUCUCAGAAAGAUGCGACCAUGCGCUUGACAACCUCUUGGUCGUCCAUCCUGAUAUUCUAGUGCCAGCGACCAAGGUCGCGGAUGUCGCGUCCUGUAUUCGAAGGCCGGUUGUCCAGGAUCGAUUGCGAGGUGCGUCCGACGUGACCCUCAGCCUGGUUAUGGGAAACAUGCUCCACGAAGUGUUACAAGCAUGUCUCACAGCGUCGCCCUCGGACCGUGAUGUAGAUGAUGGUAAGCCGCAAGGCGCAAUAGAUGCGUCUACGUCAACAUCGACAUCCACAUCUCCUUGGCCCGAACAGUGGCGAGGCAUUGGCAACUUCAGCAAGAACUUUGUGGAAAAGCAGGUGGAGCAACAGGUGCGGUCCAAUAUAGAGAGCCUGUAUGCCAUCGACCUCAGCGCGGAUGACGCCAUGGUUCAGCUGCGAGAGAAGGCGGCUCCUUUUGCUCACUUCGCUCGUACAUUCUUGCUCCAGGAAGACGAUACAACGUUCCAUCCAGAAGCAAUACUGAGAGAGUCGGGCCGGUCGUCUGCUGCGUCUGCGACAAAACUGCGUCUCAGACAGAUUCUCGACGUCGAGGAAGAGAUAUGGAGUCCUGUGUAUGGGCUCAAGGGCAAGGUCGAUGUGUCUGUCGAGUGCGAUAUUCUCGAACCCGAGUCUUCCGCGUCAAAGUCGGCUGCGGCUUCACGCAAACAGGUGUUUUCGCGCGGCGAUCAGAGCGGGACAUCGAGCGAUUUGCAAUCGGAUCGCCGCGUGACGACCUCGGUGGUGCCUCUGGAACUCAAGACGGGCCGCGCAGAGGUCGUGUCGACCGAACAUCGCGCUCAGACCAUGCUGUAUACCCUCAUGAUGUCGGACCGCUACGGCGUGCGCGUCAACGACGGUCUGCUCUACUACUCGAAAUCUGGCGGGCUGCAUCGGAUCAGUCGAAGUCGCAACGAGGUGCGCAGUCUCAUUAUGGGUCGUAACGAAUUGGCUCAUUAUCUUCGCCAGGAUGGAAGUCGACUUCGAAAGUCCGAGCUUGCGGAACAAGAGGAGGAGUUCGCGCCAGUGCUGCCGCCAACCAUCGACAGCGAACACAAAUGUAGACGAUGCUACGCGGUGGAUGGAUGCAUGCUCUUUCGUCGUGCUGUGGAGAAUGUCGUCGAGCCGUCCGAGGGCAAGGUUGUGGAUAUAGAGGAUAGCAUUGCGCCUAGGAGAGGGAAAGUGUUGUCCAGGAGAACCCCGAUUGCCGACGUCUUUGAACAAAAGACCGACCACCUCACGGACGCCCAUCUCGACUUCUUCCGCAAGUGGGACCGGUUACUCAAUCUGGAAGAGGAGGACGCCGUGCGCAUCCGCAGGGAGAUGUGGACCAUGACAGCAGUUCAGCGCGAGAAGGUCGGUCGCUGUUUUGGAGAUAUGCGGCUUGAUGUCCAGCCGGCAACUUAUUCGCCGGUAGCUUCGAGGUCGAUGCGGAAGGUUGUGCACAGGUUUGUGCGGCAUCAGGGAGUGACGCGGGGCGCAGAGGCCGGUCUGCUUUCGGGUCACAUCACGGUUAACGAUCCGGUGACGAUCUCGAUCGAGCCAGACAUGCUGUCGGUUGCGCAGGGGUUUGUGGCCAACCUCACGCCGACUAGUAUUGAGAUUGGGCUCGAUCAUUCGCUCGAUGCGGCGAUGCGGAGGGCGCUGGUCAAAAGCCACACGAUCACACAGGAAGAGCCGUUCGACAUGGCAGCCGCGGCAGACCGCACCGUGUUCCGCAUCGACAAGGACGAGCUCGGCAGCGGCAUUGGUCGCAUCCGGGCGAACCUCGCUGCAUUGUUCAUGACGCCGCAGAGAGGCGGGGAUGUCAAACGCCGCGAGCUGGUAGUAGACAUGCGAGCGCCUCGAUUUAUGCCUGCGGAACAAGUACACGAGUCGUUCCAAACCGGAAUGGGGCACGGGUCGGCGCAGCAAGUUAUUGAUGACGCCCAUGCGGAUGCGAGCCUCAACGACGAUCAAAAGGUGGCGAUGGACAAGGUGCUCACGGCGCAAGAUUAUGCUCUGGUGCUAGGCAUGCCCGGCACAGGCAAGACGACGACGAUAGCGAAGCUCAUUGAGGUGCUUGUCAAGCUGGGCAAACGCAUUCUACUCACGAGUUACACGCAUUCGGCUGUCGAUACGAUCCUGCGCAAGCUCGGUGAGGAUCCGAAGGACGGGAUGCGAAUCCUGCGGCUGGGAAGCAAGGAGAAAGUGCACCCCGAUGCGCACCGGUUUCUUCUCCCGCGAUGUACGAGUCUGGAAGAGCUCAGGCAUGCGUUCGAAUCGCCCAACGUGGUGGCAGCAACGUGUCUCAGCAUGCACCAUACGUUUUUCUCCUCGGGUCUCGCCAAGCUGCGUAGCCGCACCGAGGACGCUUCGCCGGCGUAUCUGUUCGACUACUGCAUCGUGGACGAAGCAUCGCAGAUCCCAUUGCCGACGUGUUUAGGCCCGCUUCAGUUUGCGGACAAGUUCGUGCUGGUGGGAGAUCACCACCAGCUGCCGCCGCUGGUGAAGAAUGCGGAGGCCAAAGCGGGCGGGUUAGACGUAUCGCUCUUCAAGCUGUUGUCGGACCGACACGGGAAGGAAGCGAUGGUGGCAUUGAGAUCGCAGUACAGGAUGAACGACCACAUUAUGCGGCUGUCGAAUCACUUGGUGUAUGGGGGCCAGUUGAGGGCCGGCAGCGAGAGUGUCAGGGAUCGCACGUUGAUUCUGCCCCGUUUGGGUGUCCUAAGAGCGGUAGAGGAGAGAUGGAUGAAGACGUUGCUCCAGCCGGAGACGAAGGUAAGACUUCUCGACACAUCCAAGCGCUCACUGAGCGAGGUCGCGGAGAGCAAGCAUGGGGAGCUGGUUAAGAAUACGUUUGAAGCAGAAAUGGUGGUGAAAAUCGUACAGACGUUGAUGGACGGUGGGUGCGAGGGCGGUCAGAUUGCGGUAGUCACGCCCUAUAGGCAGCAGUUGAAGCUGGUGCGCUCGCUAAUGAUGGUACAGCAGCAGGAGGGGGAACAGGGAGGAAUGGAUGACGUCGAGCUGUUGACCGCCGAUCAGAGUCAGGGCAGAGAUAAGGAUGUGAUCGUCGUUACGUUUACUAGGGCCAACUACGCGCCGGUCGUGGACAUCGCUGCCAAGACAGGUCCCUGCACUGCUGCCGACACGACUUCCAACGCAGCGGGUGACGACACGUUCACAUCUCCCGCGGCUGCUGUCUCCGCUCCGGCUUCGGCCGGCAACACAGGCGAACUCCUCAACGACCUCCGCCGACUCAACGUCACCCUCACUCGCGCCAAACGCAAGCUCAUCCUCAUCGGACACUGCGCGACGCUGGAAAGCUCCUCGGUGCUCAGCCCGCUUUUGCGGCUGCUGAGGAGCCUGGAUUGGGUCGACGAAGUCUAA
Messenger RNA from Sporisorium graminicola, 4398 nucleotides. RefSeq lists its product as uncharacterized. Gene Ontology annotation, biological process: replication fork reversal. Gene Ontology annotation, cellular component: cytoplasm. NCBI's taxonomy places the organism in Eukaryota, Fungi, Basidiomycota, Ustilaginomycetes, Ustilaginales, Ustilaginaceae. The record is from RefSeq and is a predicted model, not a curated record. The transcript has a single exon. Gene Ontology annotation, molecular function: 5'-flap endonuclease activity; single-stranded DNA helicase activity. The coding region runs from base 1 to 4398 and encodes 1465 amino acids.